CUUGUUGCACUUGCAGUAAACAGUUACUCAGUAUUCAGCAGUGUCAGAGCUCUGUUGUUUGGCUUAGAAGAGAAGAAACUAGCUCUAGCUAGUACUCAGUAGUUUAUAGUUGUUACCACUGUAAAAGCGUAAGGUACACACACUUCACUUAGUAAGUUUUAAAACGCUUUCUUUCGAAUUCAACAUGAGCAUGGCUAUGUCACCAGAUCGCAUGAGCUCGUCUGUUCGCGGACAGAUUCAGGUGAUUAUUGGACCGAUGUUUUCUGGAAAAACGACGGAGCUGAUAAGACGGAUCCGCCGGUUUGAAGUUGCACAGCAUAAAGCACUGCUAAUAAAGUACGAUCAAGAUAACCGCUAUGACAAUGAGUGCGUGGCAACUCAUGACAGACACCUUGCUUCGAACACGAAAACGACUAAGAGUUCCACUCUUCUUCCUCUCAUGAAGCAGGCUAUCAAGUUUAAUGUGGUCGGCAUAGAUGAAGGGCAGUUUUUCCCAGACAUUGUGGAGUUCUGCGAGACAUUGGCGCGCCAUGGCAAGACCGUUAUAGUUGCUGCUUUGGAUGGAACUUUCCAACGCCAGGCAUUUGGUGAUGUCCUUAACCUUAUACCACUUGCUGAGAGUGUUGUCAAGCUCAAGGCUGUCUGCAUGCACUGCUGCCAAGAUGCAUCCUUUACUCGCCGCCUGGGACAAGAAACGGAAGUGGAAGUUAUUGGCGGUGCGGACAAGUAUGUGGCUGUCUGUCGAAAGUGUUUUCACCUGCCCACGCUUCAUCCGGAUAUGUUAACGCCAACCAGAGACUUUCCUCAGGAGUCGCGUGUGUCCCGACAAUUGGUUUUCACCACUUGAACUCUCGUCUUUCUUAGGCUCUUAGUUUAUAUUGUUAGCCAUGUUGAAAAAGCUAGUUUUUCUUUUGUUUAGAAUUGUUGUAGAUAUCUAGGUCAUCGCUGCUUUCCUCUUCUUCUCUUUAAAUUCUCUUUCUUCCUAGGUUUGUGAUGUUCUUGAUCUUCCUUCCCAUUCGCUAGUUCCCUCCCGAAAACGAAAUAGACCCGCUUCAUCAGUGAGCUAAUGUUUGACUCUAAAAAUGGAAUUGUCUGAAUAUGUGUGGCUUGUGCAGCACUGUAAGGAUUUUUUUUAAUUGACUGUUUCUUUAGACUAGCUACGCCGCUAUUGGUAUGCUAUUGGUAUUGUAAGCAACACCGGUAUGCUGGGCUGCACUAGAAACAGAUUCACUCCAUUUGCUUUUUCAUAAUGUUUGCCUGUUAUGGAAUUUACCUUUUUUAUUUUAAAUACAUUAUGUCCACUGAAAACAAUUAUUAUUGUUUCUACCGCAAUCAAUAAAACUAGCUGAACCGA
Molecule: messenger RNA, 1354 nt
Organism: Sycon ciliatum
Lineage: Eukaryota; Metazoa; Porifera; Calcarea; Leucosolenida; Sycettidae
Product: thymidine kinase, cytosolic-like
Exons: 6
Coding region: 185-847 (220 amino acids)
Biological process (GO): thymidine metabolic process
Molecular function (GO): thymidine kinase activity; ATP binding
Source: RefSeq, a predicted model, not a curated record